Molecule: messenger RNA, 327 nt
Organism: Paramecium sonneborni
Lineage: Eukaryota; Ciliophora; Oligohymenophorea; Peniculida; Parameciidae
Source: the annotation of a GenBank genome assembly
AUGAGUGCUUAAAAUUAUUAACCUUAAGAAUUAGAACUAAAAGAUCUCACUUAAAUUAACAAUGAAAAUAAUCAGAAUUAAUUUGCUCCUUAUGUUAAUAUGUAGAUGUAUUCUCAAUAACAAUAAAGUAUUCAAAACUAUAAUAAUUAUGCAUAAUUUAAAGAAGAAUAAGAUCAAAAUACAGAAUCUAAUUUUCAGAAUUUUAAACAAUAUAUUUCAAAUAUUCAAUCUAAUUUCUCUGAAGAAUCAGUUGGAUGCCAAUUUUUCACUAUUUGCAAUAGUAUUAUAUGUUUUAUAAUAUUAUGUGUUAUCAUAAAAUCCCUUUGA